GAGUUGUGGACUUUCCAACAACUCUGAUAUUGUUGCCCACAAAAGUAACGUACGAGAGAACGCACAUAUUCUCUUUCUUCUGCUCCCUGUACUUAAAAGCCUGCUCCUCUCAUUUUGGUAUUUCUUGUGGGUUACCUAGCUGGCAGUUAUUGGAGCAGAAAAUGGGGAAAAGGAAGGCAUAAAAGAAAUUUUAAAACUGGGUAUUAACAAUGCCUGAAAAAAACUCAGUCCUCUAAAACACCUCGUGAUUUGGGCCUUCCCUCCAUCUCCGACCGACCUUCCAAUUUUUCCUAGGCCCACGCAUAUUUAUUAUAAAUGUAAGUUCUGCAGCCUGGAAAUUAUCUAUUGUGGUUUUAAUUGGGUGAUUACUUGCAGGCCGGUCAAGCUGACGGAACCUGAUUAUAUGUCUGUAUCAGAGCAUCUAAUUAUGGCAGAAGCAUCAGAAGAUGCUCUCUUAUUUAAGUACUACUAUUUGCGCGGUUAGUUUUAAACCACUUCAUUUUCCCUGGGGCUUCGUGUACAAUUCAGGCACUGAACUCCGUUACAAUUUGAUGGACGGUGUCCGUUGUGUAUACAGGUGACCAUCAAUUGUAGGGCAGGUAAUUACAGCAGAGGCAGUAGGAGAUAAACAUACCCAGAUCAUUUCUCUUGGGAACUUGUGUCCUUCCCAAGCGUUUUGCCACCGUUACAAGAUUUGGCCUCAAAACCUACCUACUUUUCUCCUCUACAGUUGCCCAGUUGUGUCAAUAAAAUUGUUACUUGAGCAUUGGAAAGAAAUCGCCUUGAAAUUCAUCAUCUAUUAAACGGAUCCGAUGAUAUUUUGCAAGCCUAAUUGCACGACAAGUCACAACCCUCCCUUCUUACCUGUUUGUGUUUGUAUGUGACUUUAUGAAACGCAGAAAAUUAGGCACCCUAAAGACAUCUCUUUCAUUUAAGAUUCAAUUCAAAUCCAUUUAUGUGUUGUUAUUGCUGUUUGGGGUCUAGAUUGUGAAGCAGAGAGAGAAAAGAGCUUUAACGAGACACCCACGUGGAACCGGGUUUGAAUUUCAUGGAGGACUAGGUUUACAAUGUUUUUUAACAUACAAGUUUCCGUUUUGCGGUGGGUGUUCUGAUCUUUUCUGAGAUUGGAACUCGAGACUUUUUGGCUUUUAAUGGGCAGAGGCAGAAUGGCGACUCCUGGUACGUGCUGCGCAUUGGAGCAUUGUUUUAAGGCUUUGUCUAUCAAUCACGGAUCUCUGUCUCCAUCCCAGGCAUCCAUCAAGGAGGAAGCCUGCUUUCAUGCCAAAGAUGAUAUCACCAUUCAGCGGCACAAUCAGAAUUCCUCACAUAAGGACCCCUUGGAGCCUGAAUCCAUGUCAGACUUAUCUCCUCAACGGGAGCAAUUCUUGGACCUAAAGACAGGAGAACUCCACUUCUAUGACUCGAGCGCUCGCAGGAGGACUAAAAGCCAUUCUAAGAAACUUUUGAGGAUGUCAGAAAAGGUGCUAGUUUCGGAGGACAUGACACCAAACAGUCCUGGAAUUGUGAAGCCCUCAAGUCCUUUUUAUUAUUCAGAAUCAGAAGAUUUUGAUUCUACGGAUGAAGAGUCUAGCGGUUCGGAAAGAUCUCAAAAGGAAGCAAGCGAAAUGCAUCAGGUUUGUGAAAGAGAGGAAGAAGCUGGCAGCAGCAGCCAGGAUACAACUGUGUUGGUUGCAGCAGGCUGUCAAAGUUGUCUUAUGUAUUACAUGCUCCCAAAACAUGCUAUGAGCUGCCCAAAAUGUGGAACUUCUCUUCUGCAUUUCAACGAGCCUGCAACUAGCAAGGACAAAUAGAUUCCAGAAGUUAAAAUUGGUUAGGAAACAAUGCCCAUUUUUGUAGUUUUUGAUACCUAUCAUUUUUGUGACCAGGUUGCCCCCUUGUGUCAUUAUUGUCAUACAUUUUCCACUAUCCCUUACAAAACUCAUUCCAGUGAAUUUCCAGAGAAGUGGAAGGAGGUCUGCAACUUGUAGUCAGUGAUGUUACAAAAAACUAGAGUGGCUCCUAGUUGCAUUUGCCAUGCAUAUCUGCCUUUGUAAGUAAAACGUAGUUUAUUCUUUACCAGUGAUUUGGUAUAUGUGCAUUGCUUUCUUGGAAUCUAAUUUUCCUCAACAGGAAUAAUAUAAAAAACCUUGAUUUGGAGGAACAAAGAAAUGUGUACUAAAAUGUCGCAAAGGUGGAUUUUGUAAGUGGACUUACAAGUUUAUUUAUGGCUUUUGUGUACAA
Molecule: messenger RNA, 2241 nt
Organism: Cryptomeria japonica (Japanese cedar)
Lineage: Eukaryota; Viridiplantae; Streptophyta; Pinopsida; Cupressales; Cupressaceae
Product: protein CURLY FLAG LEAF 2
Exons: 2
Coding region: 1152-1811 (219 amino acids)
Source: RefSeq, a predicted model, not a curated record